This is a messenger RNA of Bufo bufo (common toad), 1756 nucleotides long. It is a transcript of the gene UST, whose product is annotated as uronyl 2-sulfotransferase. The coding region runs from base 239 to 1447 and encodes 402 amino acids. Gene Ontology annotation, cellular component: membrane. The record is from RefSeq and is a predicted model, not a curated record. Gene Ontology annotation, molecular function: sulfotransferase activity. NCBI's taxonomy places the organism in Eukaryota, Metazoa, Chordata, Amphibia, Anura, Bufonidae. The transcript is spliced from 8 exons.
GGGUCUCCAGUGCGGCAGUAGACAUCACCAGAGGUCAGCACAGCCCGAGGAGAAGCUACACCACAAGUCAGCCAGCUUCACCAGCGUCCGGCCAAUGGAAAGACCACAUCUCCGAACUCAAGAGGCUUCUCCCAAACUCUGCCUUCAACUUUUCCAAUGAGCCAGAAGGCAGCUGCAGCUCCUGUCUUCUUCAGGCGGAUGGGUGAGCUCUUCCUGACGGGCUAUGUAAGGAGGAGAUAUGAUGAAGAAGACCACUAACUGCAACCAGCACGGCCACCAUGUCCCCAAGACCGGCGUGCACGGGGCCCCGGGUAUCAGGGGCUGGCUCCCCGUGCUGUCUCCGCGCUGCACGCUGCGCGACUACGGCUUCUGCAUGGCCAGUCUGCUGCUCUUCUGCCUGGGCUCCCUGCUCUACCAGCUGAACGGAGGACCCCCCCAGAUUCUGCUGGACCUGCGCCUCUACCUGGGUAACUCUACUUUCUUGGAUGACCAUGGUCCCCCAACUCCAAAGGUACUGCCUUUUCCUAGUCAAGUUGUUUAUAACAGAGUUGGAAAAUGUGGGAGCAGGACUGUUGUUUUACUACUUCGUAUCCUAUCUGAGAAACAUGGAUUCAAUUUGGUGACUUCUGACAUUCAUAAUAAAACCCGGCUGACCAAAAGCGAACAGAUGGAAUUGAUAAAAAAUAUCAGCACAGCUGAGCAACCGUAUUUAUUUACCCGACAUGUUCACUUCCUUAACUUCUCCAGAUUUGGCACAGAACAGCCAGUGUAUAUCAACAUAAUUAGAGACCCGAUCAAUAGAUUUCUCUCUAAUUACUUUUUUCGUCGAUUUGGAGACUGGAGAGGAGAGCAGAAUCACAUGAUCCGUACCCCGGGAAUGAAAGAAGAGGAAAGGUACUUGGAUAUCAAUGAAUGUAUUCUGGAAAAUUAUGCAGAGUGUUCCAAUCCAAGAUUAUUUUACAUUAUACCAUAUUUUUGUGGACAGCAUCCCAAAUGCAGGGAUCCUGGUGAAUGGGCCUUGGAACGUGCAAAGCAGAAUGUCAAGGAAAACUUUCUUCUUGUUGGUAUUCUGGAGGAGCUUGAAGAUGUGCUGCUUUUGUUAGAAAGAUUUUUACCUCACUAUUUCAAGGAUGUCAUGAGCAUUUAUAAAAAUCCAGAACACAGAAAACUUGGAAAUUUGACAGUGACAGUGAAGAAAACAUUACCAACUCCCAAUGCCCUACAAGUUUUGUACCAACGAAUGAAAUAUGAAUAUGAGUUUUAUCACUAUGUUAAAGAACAAUUCCAUUUGCUGAAGAGAAAAUUUGGGCUUAAAUCACAUGUUAAAACCAUACCCAGUCAAAAAAUCUCUGUACCAGUACCCAUUCCUGUGGAAACGGAAGAACCCAUAGAAGAUGAGGAGGAGCAAAACGAUGAGAAGUGGUUAGAGGACAUUUACAAAAGAUAAAAAGUUGUAGCCUCACAACUAUGAGAGAACAUCCAUUUCUUAAGCUUUUUUUAUUGUUAAAAAAAAAUUCUUAAGGAACAUGGUUAAUGCUUAACUGCAUUAACACUUUCCCACAUGUUGGGUAUUAGGGAAAUACUUGUGCCCGAUUUUGCGGGUUGUGUUUACUUUCAUUUUUAUGUUCAGAGUAAUUAAUAGGAGUGUUAAGAAAUAAGAAAUACAGCACAAGGACUUGAGCUUUUUGCCAGUAUUUGCAGGAAAGUUUUACUAGUGUUAUCAUCCUUUGCAGAAUGAUGAAUGUGUAGACGACAU